UCUCCCCGCCCCCUCUCUCUCUCCCCGGGCAGCGCGCGCUUAUCCAGCAGCAGCCGUUACCUGGUUACCGGUGGCCGGUGUCGCGCGCAGCAGUGCAGUGCGGCGGUGAGGGACUCAGCUUUCAGAGCGUAGUCACAACGGAGAGUUUCAAAGACACGCACGAGCCAAGCCCGCCGUUUCCAGGCGCCUUCAUUUCUGUUAUCUCCCACUCCAUCUUCCCCCUGAUCAUCACUCGGGUUCUGCGGUUCUGCAUGAAUCCUGAGCUCCAGACUCCCGCUGCUGAUCAGAGGAGACUCAGAGCGAGCGCUCUCUCCCUCUCUCCAUCAUGGACUCAGGUGUGAAUGUUCCACAGGGAUGUGAGAAGGACAAUGGCCCCAAGCUGAACAGCGUGUGAGAGAGAGCAGAGAUCAGAGCUGUGAUGGACGUCUCGUCAGUGGACCCUUCUGCUGUAGCAGAGCUCUGGAACAACAUUUCCCUCUCAGGAUACUUCUUCAAUGAGACUUUUCUCAACGAGACUUUUUUCAAAGAGACUUUUCUCAAGGAGACUUUUUCCAAUGACUUGUGCCUCACACGCCUCAACAUAUCCAACAGCACCAAUGGAACCUGCGCUGGAAGCCAGUCAGGCAUCAGCAUAGCCGGUGUCCUUAUCCCGCUCAUAUACAUCAUCGUGUGCAUCAUCGGCCUUGGUGGGAACACUCUGGUGAUCCACAUUGUCCUGCACUACUCCAAGACAGAAUCUGUUACCAACAUCUACAUCCUUAAUCUGGCCAUCGCUGAUGAGCUGUUUAUGCUCAGCCUUCCCUUCCUGGCUGUCCAGAAUGCCAUGACAUCCUGGCCCUUCGGAUCCUUCAUGUGCCGUCUGGUGAUGACCGUUGAUGGGAUCAACCAGUUCACCAGCAUUUUCUGCCUGACGGUGAUGAGUAUCGACCGCUACCUGGCUGUGGUGCACCCCAUCCGCUCAUCAAGGUGGAGGAGACCGCAGGUAGCCAAGGCUGUGAAUGGUUCCGUGUGGGCGAUGUCCUUUAUAGUGGUUCUGCCGAUGGUGGUCUUCGCUGGUGUGUUUGAGAAUGGAGGGACUUGCAACAUCAACUGGCCAGAGACGUGUAGCAUCUGCCGUGCUGCGUUUAUCAUCUACACCUCCACUGUAGGGUUCUUCUUCCCCCUGCUGGUUAUCUGCAUGUGCUACCUGCUCAUCGUCUUCAAGAUCCGCAGCUCGAGCAAAAAGGUCCACGCUACAUCGAACAAACGGCGCAAGUCUGAGCGCAAAGUAACACGCAUGGUGGUGAUCGUGGUGGCUGUGUUCGUCUUCUGCUGGCUGCCAUUCUACGCCCUGAACAUCAUAAACCUGAUUGUGUUUCCACCACCCAGUGAGCUGCAGGGAUUCUACUACUUUGUGGUGGUGCUGUCCUACGCCAACAGCUGUGCCAACCCCAUCGUCUACAGCUUCCUCUCUGACAACUUCAAACGAGGCUUUCGGAAGGCUCUGUGCCGCUCGUCGAGAAAGGUUGAGAGCCACGAACCAGCAGAACGUCAGGAACAGGAGGAGCGCAGGCAGAUACUGAUGCCCCGUGAGAGUUUGCGCAGAGCCGUAAGAGAAGAUGAAGAUGAGGAUGAAGAAGAGGACAGGGAGGAAGUUACAGAGAUGACCGAGAUCUGCAAGAUCACUCAGAACGGGAACGGCAGCGCACAGUGCACUCGUGCUUUGCUGUCCGAGAGGCCGUUAGCUCCAGGGCUUUCAGAGCCGAGCUCUCCACGAGGAGAUGGGAUUGGGAAAGGACCUGGAUUUGGGACGAACACAGCAUUGCUGAAUGGUGUGAAAAAUGGAAAUGUGAAGCCGCUGCCAGAGGAACCUGUAGAAAAGAACACGUCAUUGGAGAUCAGCUACUUGUAAAACCUGUAAAAAAAAAAAAAAAUUGUUUUCUUUCUUAUUAUGUGACAGAGCCCCAGUAUUUCUAUACUUUUAUCUUAUAUGAUUCUGUCACAACUGGAGCUUUGCUGAAAUUUUAGUUCAAACCUGUGUGUAUCUGACAAAGUCCGGUGUAAAUUGUGUAAAUGAUAUAAUAUUCCUUAGUGACUUGUUGUUGUACACCAGAAAGUUUUUAAGCCAAGCUCAUGACUGUUCUUUCAGAUUCCCUAGAUGGCUUUUAGAGGGUUUUUCAUUCAGCCUGACUGAUACCUGAACAGACACAAAUCUGAUUUCCACAUAUACUCAAGUGUAAUUAAAUCAGAAAUAAUUUAUUACAAACAGAGCUGCAUGACUUCAUGCUGCAAGUCAAGACAUUACACCUCCAUUAAACCUUGUACAAGAUGAUGAAGAAAGAAAUCUGUCUGGUUGUUUGCCAUGCUUCUCGAGCCGUGGUCAUCUGCAUACGUUAUGGAUCAGUUCAUGGUGGAUAUUUUUAUUCCAGUGUUUAUUCCAACAUUUUAAUACUCCAAGCAGAAAAUUUACAAGCAAAAAGAAAAUGUAAAACAUUUAUCCUUUACAAAAGAAAUCAAAUUGUGUUUUUAAGAUGGUGCUUAUGGAAAUGUUGAUUAAUUUUCUAUAACAGCAGCUCUGACAGAAGUGCAGCUGCAGAUCACAGGUUUAUAUUAAUACGUUAAUAGUUAUAUCUAAUACGUUAUGGUUUCUAGAGUAACAGCUCAUUCACAGGGACGUGUACAGUGGACGCUCCAUGUAAACGGUAAUGUGAAGUUUUCUGUAAAUUAAACAUUUAUGGAAGGAGUCUCCAGUGCCAGCACUUUGUAACAGUCAGAGGUAAAGCUGUAAGUUUAAGUUUUUCAACAUCUUUUUGAGAGAAUAAAGAGAUGCUGCUGAGGGAACGACUGUUUAUAGCUGCUAUAACGUAAUCAACAACAGGAACUAACUUGUUUCACUGACGUUGCAGAACAUUAAAUGUAACUAUAAAUGGAUAAAAAAACUAUGGGCAUGUUGUAUUGUUGGUAAAUUGCUGUGGUAGAAGAGGAAUAAAACACUUCCUCUAGUCUCUUUUAGAUCAUCUAAACAGGUUUGGAUUUUUUUUUCCAGUUUGGGAUUGUUAUCUUGUAGUAGGAUACACUCACGUUUUAUUCUUUGUUCAUUCUGGGUUUUUUUUUAAUUCUUUGUAGAUAAGUUGUACGAGAGGUUUGUUAUUUUCUUAUUCAGACACACUGAGUGGGCUGUGUACACUUUUGCACUCAUCCAUAUAUUCACUUACAACUAUGUGCAAAUUUGAUGUCUUUGACAAAAGAUCUUUAAGAGCACCAGCAACGUCAUGUUCAAGUGCCUCCUAUUGCAAACAUACUGUUUACUCAUACUCCACCCACGCAACAACACACACACACACACACACACACACAGAGGGACGUUUGCGUCCAGCCUCGUAAGUCCACACACUUAACAUUCAGAGAUGUUUUGUGAAAGAGCUGUAAAUAAGACUUCUCUCUCUGAACAUUUACACAGAUUAUAAAGGGUCCACCUCUGCUUUCACACACAACGCAAUUCACACCAAGCUUAAAGUUAUUACAGGUUAUGUUAGAGACAGCGCAGUGCCAUUGAUGCCUUCCUCAAGCCUGAGGGGGAAAAAAUCAUUCCCUCUUAUAUAUCUUCUUUCUUAAAAUCUUCAUGUACUUAACUGUUUUGAGUCUGCUGGUCAGAAGGUGUUGAAUUUUCUAUAACAGCAGCUCUGGCAGUAGUGCAGCUGCAAAUUAUGGGUUUAUAUUAAUGCGCUCAUUCAAAUACGUUAUUGUUUCUAUAGUAACAGCUAUUAAUAAACAGAUUAUUAUUAUUAUUAUUAAUAAUAAUAAUAAUAAUAAUAAUAAUAAACAGAUCUAAACAAAAAACAUUGCUCUGUAAGGGGAUGUUUAUAGAAAAUUUAUGGAAGGAGUCUCCAGUGUCAGCGCUUUUUAACAGUCAGAGAUAAAGCUGUAACUUUAAUAUUUCCGACAUUUUCAGGACCAAUGAGUUAAAGCUACUUCGCGGUUUCUUGGUAACAUGACAGGCUGCUUUUUUUUAAAAUUUAUCUUAUUAAUUUGAAGAGAGAGAAUAAAGAGAGUCUGGUGAGUGAAAGACUUGUUUGUAGCUGCUAUAAUGUAAGUGACAACAGGACCUAACUUGUUUUGUUGAUGUUGCACAACAUUAAAUGUCGAUCUUUAAUCAAUAUUGCUGUGAUAUAAGAGGAAAGAAACACUUGGAGAUGUGCUUUUACAGGAAAAGAAUCAAGUGCAGAUAUAGCGAUGCUGCAGUGCUGGUGUGUGUACAGUAUUUCACAACACUUUCUGUGGGCAGCGCCGCAUUAAUGAAGCGACCCACCCUCUGAUUGUAAUACAUCUCUGUGAUUCAUUGGAUGUUUGCGACCCACUGAGACCCACCCACCAGCGCAUUACUCACCUCUUGGCUCAGAUUUAAUUCAGGCCUGAACGCAAACAAAGCCAUUAGCUCACAUGAGUGAGAAUGCAAAGCUAGCCCACGGCUCCUUCAGCCCUGCUUUCACUUCUCUCUCUCUCUCUCUCUCUCUCUCUCUCUCUCUCUCUCUCUCUCUCUCUCUCUUUCUCUCUCUGUCUCUCUCUCUCUCCUCUCUCUUUCUCUCUCUCUGUCAGUGUUUAUUUCACAACCGCUUGGGGAGAAUAUGUUUAGGAAAUGUAUUUAUUUAUAAAAAAAAAAUAAAAAAAAAAUGUCUGAAUACAGUGCCCUGUUUGUGCUCUUAGUGUCCGUGAGCCAUGUGCUGUUCUUUUCAUCGUUUUUUCGUUUGUUUGUUUUUCAGCAUGAUCAUGUGGGCUUUUCUCUUUUCUCUCUUUUGUCUUUGGAGAAGAUGAAGAUGGAGGCUCGAGGUCAGAAACAGUGGACAUUUUUAUUCAGCUGAGUGGUGAAUCUGUAUUACAUAUCUUUUUUUAUUAUUAUUUCUUUAAAUCUGUGUAGUAGGUGAAGUUCAGCCCAAAUCCUAGAUUUCUAUAUUUCAUUAAAAAAAAUCUGUGAAAUAAAUAUUUUAUCAAUGUUUACUGUCAUUGUGCGUCUUUCCUUUCCAACUAAUACAAGUUCAAUUCAU
Molecule: messenger RNA, 5021 nt
Organism: Ictalurus punctatus (channel catfish)
Lineage: Eukaryota; Metazoa; Chordata; Actinopteri; Siluriformes; Ictaluridae
Gene: sstr3a
Product: somatostatin receptor 3
Exons: 3
Coding region: 419-1891 (490 amino acids)
Biological process (GO): neuropeptide signaling pathway
Cellular component (GO): membrane; neuron projection
Molecular function (GO): neuropeptide binding; somatostatin receptor activity
Source: RefSeq, a predicted model, not a curated record